AUGGGUGUAGAAGAACUGUUUGCGUUGCUGUUCAAAGAGCCUCUAAGCACAGCACAAGAUCCUGGAAGAAACACCCUAAUAGUUAUAGAUGGCCUCGAUGAGAGCGAGUACCAAGGACGCAAUGAGCUUCUACAUGUAAUCAGUAACCACUUUUCUAUGCUUCCAGUUUGGAUUAGAAUUUUGAUCACAACUCGUCCGGAGAGAAGCAUAACAGAGGCAUUACGGCAUUUAGAGCCUAUUGAGCUUAAACAAAAGCGUGAGGAAAACUUAAAUGACAUUCAAACCUUGUUUGAAAAUCAACUCAGCAACAAAAUUGGAGAAGAGCAUAAAGAUGUUCUCUUGAAAGAGCUGGUUAAGAAAUCAGAAGGCCUGUUUAUUUACGCUUAUUUUAUAGUGGAUUUUAUCCAAAAGAAUGUUUCAGUUCUCACCCCUGAUCAGCUGGAAAACGUAUUGCCUUCAGGUAUUUCGUCCGUUUACUUGUCCUAUUUCAAACGGUUAGAGAAUGAACUUUGCAAAGAGCUUCAUGCAGAUGAGGAACAUUUUUUGCGUUUCCUGUGUGCAUUGACAGCUUCAAGAGAACCAUUACCAGUAGAAUUCAUUGCCAAAAUUCUAUACCCUGGAGAAAAGUCUUUGACCGCGCAGCGAAAAGUUAACAAAGCAAUAUCUUGCAUCUCUACACUGUUACCAGUUCGGGAGGGUCGUCUUCACUUCUUUCACAAGUCAAUCAAGGACUGGUUAACAGCAUCAUUGCCCUAUGAACAACAUGAUUUCACCGUGGACGAGAAAGAAGGACAUGACGUCCUUUCUGAUAUUUGUGCUUCUGAACUCGAUAGUAUCAAGCGAAAAGGGGUUCAUGGCAGACAGUUCACCAAUACUGAAAGUUAUGCUUUGAUUCAUACUGUCCAGCACAUGCUUGAGGCCAAUGGUGAUCAUCAAUGGAUUGACCGCUCAGAGACCAUGACUGGCACAUCUAAUCAGUUAUACCAGUAUGUGACGGACCUAGAGCUUAUUUACGCAAAACUCUGUGUAAAUAGAACAUCCGCUACGGAGGAUCUCUUCCGUAUUUGCAAUGAACAUUCGGGUCUACUGAAUGAGCAAAGACUUUCGAUUGCAACACUGCUCUAUAAAGUUCUAAGAAAACACUAUUAUAUGUUGCUAGAUCACCCUCACCUAUUUUUCCAAUGUUUGAUUAACGACGGGGUUCCUGUAUUAUCGUCUGAAGCAGCAAGUAUCGUCGAAUCAUCUUUACCCACAAUACCCUACAUGAAAAACCUAGAUAAUAGCAAGGAACAGACGAGGGAAGCAGAUGAAGCAAGGUUCUACUGUUCAGACAAUAUCGCAUGUUUUGAUGUUUCACCUAAAAUGGAUUACCUGGUAUGUGAGUGUCGAGAUGGAACAAUCCAUCUGUUUUCCCUGCAGACUGGUACCAAGGUAUGGGUUCGUCCAUCACCAAUAAAGAGAGAGUAUGGUUUUAGAAAUGAAGAUCAUGUGAAUGGCGCAUAUCAUCAGAUAGAGAUGCAUUUUUUAUCAUUUUACAAUUCUGUCAUCUUUCAUCCAAAUGGGAAGUCGAUAAUACCUGGAACCCUUCAAUAUGUUUACACCCUAACUGGAGAGAAAGAAGACCUUUUUCCAGAA
Molecule: messenger RNA, 1635 nt
Organism: Porites lobata
Lineage: Eukaryota; Metazoa; Cnidaria; Anthozoa; Scleractinia; Poritidae
Source: the annotation of a GenBank genome assembly